Molecule: messenger RNA, 718 nt
Organism: Rubroshorea leprosula
Lineage: Eukaryota; Viridiplantae; Streptophyta; Magnoliopsida; Malvales; Dipterocarpaceae
Source: the annotation of a GenBank genome assembly
GAGCCCUCCAUACCCAAAACCUCAUCAACUUCACUACUUCAGAAAUGAAUGAUACAGUAGACAAGCUUGUGAUCUUCCUAGCCAAGAGAGAUGGUAUUGACAAACUGGUGAAGACCUUUCAAUAUGUAUCCAAGCUUGUUCAUUGGCAUGCAGAAUCGACACACCCGGAAAUUGCCCAAAGAUUCAAGCAAUGGGAGGUGGCCUCCGGCCUCAGCAGAAAAGCCUUCAGAACCGGCAGGUUCCUCACCGGCUUCAACGCCCUCAGACGAACCCCAGGCUCAACCCUAACUUUCAGAUUCCUAGCUGUUCUUGCCAACGCAGGGGAAAUGAUCUACUUCUUUUUCGACCAUUUUCUUUGGUUAUCAAGAAUUGGGUUGGAGACAGAGAGGAAACUAGUUGCCCUAAAAGAAGAAGAUUCAAAUGAUGUGAAGGAGAGUAUAAGGAAGAUCAGAGCUGAUAGAGUGAUGAGGCUGAUGGCGGUGGCGGCCAAUGUGGCGGAUUUGAUCAUUGCGGUGGCUGAUAUAGAGCCGAAUCCGUUCUGCAACCAUACCGUGACCCUGGGAAUAAGUGGGUUGGUCUCUGCUUGGGCAGGAUGGUACAGGAAUUGGCCUUCUUGAAGGAAAUGAGAAUUGGGGAAUCUGUAACUUCAAAAAUUAGAACUCCACACUAAAGACUUUCGAAUGUACAACAUAGAAAAGAAUAGAAUACUAAGAAAACA